AUGCAUGUAAAAGUUAUUCGAGCGCAACAACUUGGCGGUGAUCGUACAGUAAACCAGCCGUAUGUUGUACUGGAAAUGGAUGAACCGGCACAAAAAUUUCAAACAAAACGUGGUCUUAAUAUCAGUCCAUAUUGGGAAGAAUCAUUUGAUUUUGAUUUGACAUCAGCAUCCGAGGAGAUUCUGUUUGAGAUAUACGAAGGUAGUAGUGAUACCUCGAUUAUUGCUCCUACUGGGCUUGUCGAAUAUUCUGCGCAAAACAAGGUUGAAGAUGAUCGAUUCUUAGGGCUUGCAAUUGUUAGCUUGGAAGAAGUACGACAUUCCAGCGCUAAUGUUUUGCAUACGUUAAAAUUACAAGGACGACCGUAUAGGAAUGAUAUGAUCACGGGUAAUUUGACUGUACAGUUCGACUUUUACUAUGAUCCAAUAGGAAAUUCGGCAGGUAAAGGUGUGGAUCAACGUAUCGUUCAAAAUAACGCCAAUCAAUUUCGUGAAACAAUAAGCAGUGCAACAAGGCCUAUAUAUGAUCCACGUGAUAGUUUUGAAGCAUAUGAUAACCAUGAUAUGACAUCAGCAAAGACAGCAACAGUCACUAUCAAAAAUGUUUCACAGCAAUCACUAAGCGACAAGAGUAAACCUGUCACAGAAACGUCAGGAAUUACGACGGUACAACACACAUCAACAACACCUGCGGUUUAUGAUUCACAUGGACAACGAAUUGGCACCAGCGUUGUGGAACAAGAACAUCAUUCAUACGGCAUCACAGUUCAACAACAAUCAUCCGCAUUAAACGAACGGCAACAAUAUCUCACUACAAUAGAACAACAUCAACAGCCUGGUAGUACAACAACUAGCCGGACACAGCAGCAUGUGAUACCUGGUAGUAGUACGGGAACCACUUCUGGUACUCAGCAUUUCCCUACCGGAACUAAAGAUCUCCACAUUACUGACAUCGAUAACUAUCCAUAUCAUAGGUACGAUGAACAAGAAGUAGAAACUUUUAUAAAAACUGAAGUAAAAGAAAUGCCUCAAACUAAAGAAGUUAAUGUAGUGCGGCAAUCCAGAGAUCAAACAAAAAUUCGUGAUGAAGAGAAGACAGCCAAGAAACGUGAUCGUUCAUUCUUUAGCGAAUUACGUGAGCGUUUAAGCGGACGUCGACGUUCCAAACGACGUGCUAAAAGUUGCGAGCUUGGAAUUGGUGAAAUGGAAGAAACCGUAUCAUUGCCACCUUCUCGAGAUAUAUCAAGGACACGAUUUUCAGAAAAAUCAGGCAGUCGACAUGAUUUAGGAUCAUAUGGGGAGAAAUCGGAACGUUCUACCAAGAGCCUAUAUGAACAUAGUACAUUACUUCUUGAGACACAUGAAAAUGGCCAGAAACGAUAUUAUCUUAUACCGCAUGCAGUACUAGACGAGCCAGGAGUGACAGAACUUUUGCGGCAAGGGAAAAAGCUACAUGUUUACAACGAUCAUACAUUUGUCGCCGUAAAAAGUCGAAGUGGUACCGUAUGCAAUGUAUGCCAUCAGCGUAUUGGACGAAGCAGUUUCACCAAACAAGCUUAUCAAUGUCGAGGUAAAGAUAAUUUUACAUUAUUAAGGAUUUAUGGCUGA
Messenger RNA from Loa loa (African eye worm), 1605 nucleotides. RefSeq lists its product as hypothetical. The transcript has 13 exons. NCBI's taxonomy places the organism in Eukaryota, Metazoa, Nematoda, Chromadorea, Rhabditida, Onchocercidae. The record is from RefSeq and is a predicted model, not a curated record. The coding region runs from base 1 to 1605 and encodes 534 amino acids.